GUGUGGAUGGCAGAGCAGAAAAUAUCCUAUGAUAAGAAGAAACAAGAAGAAUUAAUGCAACAGUAUCUGAAAGAACAGGAAUCCUAUGAUAAUCGAUUACUUAUGGGCGAUGAACGUGUGAAGAAUGGUCUUAAUUUCAUGUAUGAGGCCCCACCUGGAGCAAAGAAAGUUUUAAAAGAUGAUUCUGGUGUUACAGGAUCUCAAGAAGGAGAGACUGAAUACAAAUUUGAAUGGCAAAAAGUCGCCCCUCGAGAGAAAUAUGCUAAGGAUGAUAUGAAUAUCAGAGAUCAGCCGUUUGGUAUCCAGGUGCGGAAUGUAAGAUGUAUUAAAUGCCACAAGUGGGGUCAUGUAAACACUGAUCGAGAAUGUCCCUUGUUUGGCCUUUCUGGAAUUAAUGCGAGUUCCGUCUCCAGUGAUGGUUCAG
Molecule: messenger RNA, 424 nt
Organism: Eurypyga helias (sunbittern)
Lineage: Eukaryota; Metazoa; Chordata; Aves; Eurypygiformes; Eurypygidae
Product: corepressor interacting with RBPJ 1-like
Exons: 6
Biological process (GO): negative regulation of DNA-templated transcription
Cellular component (GO): nucleus
Molecular function (GO): transcription corepressor activity
Source: RefSeq, a predicted model, not a curated record